AUGAAGUCUUUCUUAACUCAAAAUACCACUUCAGGUAACCCAAGUCAUUAUCUUUAUCAAAAUAAUAAACCUGAGCGCCUUAUAGAGGGACAGUCUAAUAAAACGAGAUUAAAGAAGACCUCCACCAAGGGAGGAGAUCGAGGCUAUUAUGGCAGCAUCUUUAGUAUCAUAAAUAAUAUUCAGAUAAAAGAGCAAGAGAGCUACAAGGCUCAAAAUGAGUCUCAAUAUGAUGAUAAUAACCCAACAGACUCUAAUAAGCAGUUUGAGAGACAACAAACUAUAAAUAAUGAACUCAGACUAAUUCUUUUGGGAGAUAAAAAGAAGAAAAGCAAUCGGGAUAUCUUAAAAUAAACCUCUGGGAAAUGAAGAGCAACGAAGGGAUGAGCACCUUUUGAAUGAACUUCUUAACAAUAUGAAGGUCACCGAUUUCAAUUCUAUCUAUAAGAAGUCUCUGAAAAUAAAGGAGUCAUUGAAGCCUCAAUCGCUUCUAAAUUACAAAUAAAUCAAGCCAUUCUACACAACUUUCCAAAGGGCUUUUGCUAAACAUGGAAAACAGCAAAAUUAAAAAGAAUAGAAGGAAGCUUGAUAAGGAGAAAUUAGCUGCAAUGAGGAAGAGAACAAAGAGGCUAAAAUAUCUCUACAGGAAAAGGGCUAAAGGGGCCAGUAUCAAUCUUCACACUAUUGAUAGAUCAUCCCCAACAGAGUCUCGGCAAGACCAGAUGAGAAGAAUUAUGCAAUAUGAACACUAUAUUUGUAGAAAAAUAGGACUGAUGAAGGCUCAACCUGACCAGCAGGACCCAUCUCUUAAAUGUGAAGGGCUCAUAACCUCUAUUCAAAAGGAGGAAGAAAAAGAGCUAAAAGAGCUUAUAGAAUACUUUGAUAAAGAAGAUGACUAUUCAAGAAAUACCCUUAGUUAUAAAGUAAACCAAGCUAUCGGAAGCCGGAAUAAAAGUGUAGAUGAAACUAUGCCGAUAGAUGAAACUAAAGAUGAGGACCAAAAGAUUUCAGCAGAGUUUAGUGUAUCACAAAGUGAUAUUGAAAGCCCUCCUGAAGAGCUUAGAAAGAAACUAAACCCUCUCUAUCUGAAAAAUCUUAGUUACUGAAGAGCAAAGCCUAAAAUGAAAUUCAUAAAAGGCUUUGAUAGUAUAAACUAUAAGGAUCUUCGAGGCAAAAGAAGGUCUAGUGAGUUAUCUAAGAGCUUCAACAAAUCGAUUAACCACAAUCCCUUGAAUAGCAUGAAUAACAAGAAGAGGGGAGUCCUUGCUUCCAUCGAGAAGAGAAAUCUCAUUGCGAAUAACUCUUUUGAGAAAGAUAGGAAAACAAUGCUUAACCAAGAUGAUAAAUGAGGUUACAAAUCUAUUUAAGAUGGAAAUUUCCCACUAAUUUCAAACCCUAGCGCUGGAGCUGAAGGAAUUCAUCUAAGUCCGAGUAAGAAAAAUAUCACUAUUGCUAAGAAAUUGAAUGGCAUUAUUGAAGAAGAUACAAAUCGAGGAAAACCUAAAUCAAAAAUGGCUACUAGGCCUGCAAUGAAAAAUUGGUUCAAACAGACAGAUCCUUCAGAAUUUUCCAAAAGGCAAACUUGGUAUCUUAAUGAGGUUGAUAAAUUCAUAAAAUCUGGAAAUCCAGUCAACUCACAACAAAAGAAUAGCCGUUUAGCUCUUGAAAAAUAGAGAAAUUAUGAAGAAAAUAGCGAAAGGUAUUUCUGUAACAGAGAAAGAACUCAAAUAAAGUGUCGAAGAAUAAGGACUCUAUUCUUAGUACAUCCUCUGUUUACAACUCAUAUCUUCUAAAAACUCUUUGCCAGUUCAAUGAUCCUUAUAUCCAAGAGAAGUACAAUAGAUACAAAUAGAAUAAUUGAGAGAUAAAUGUAGGAUGAUAUACUUGAACCACUGAAUCAAUUCCCAGACAGGAGAGAUAAGGAGUUCUUGAGGCUCCUUCCUCGGUUGAGCUGUAUGGUGGCCUGGAGAACGAUUUUGGGGAUUUGGUAGUUUUCUAGGUUAGCUUGGUUCAUCCUCCACUUUGAUGGUUUUUGCUCUAACACAAGCACCAGGCGUAGGAUGCCAAACUUCCUCCAACCUACUUAUCGAUACAGCAAACAAGAAUAAUCCUGGUAGAUUGCUCGAUGUCCUAAAAUUUUGAAACUUUAGACAAAGCUCAUACAAUAACAGAAGUACUCUCAAAUCAUGCAGUGUUCAAAAGUCAUAGCAAAAACUCUCUAUU
This is a messenger RNA of Moneuplotes crassus, 2220 nucleotides long. The record is from the annotation of a GenBank genome assembly. Lineage: Eukaryota; Ciliophora; Spirotrichea; Euplotida; Euplotidae.